This is a messenger RNA of Capronia epimyces CBS 606.96, 1428 nucleotides long. RefSeq lists its product as uncharacterized. The record is from RefSeq and is a predicted model, not a curated record. Lineage: Eukaryota; Fungi; Ascomycota; Eurotiomycetes; Chaetothyriales; Herpotrichiellaceae. Gene Ontology annotation, molecular function: proteasome binding. The transcript has a single exon. The coding region runs from base 1 to 1428 and encodes 475 amino acids. Gene Ontology annotation, biological process: proteasome assembly.
AUGGCGGCAUCAGGAGGCCAUCUCCUGGUUCCAAAGGCCAUGAGGCUCAUCAGAUACGCUGUCGAGAAGACGGGUCGACUCAUCCGUGACAAACUGCCACAAGCAUCCAAGCCCAUAGAAGCUGAAGCCCAACCUGCCUAUGCCCGCGUCUCUCAACGUCAACCAGCCAGUCGAGUUGCUGGCAUUCGUCAGAGCCAGAGCCGCUGGUACAGCACCAAACAUGCCACCAAUGCCACCAUCAGACACUUCUCCUCUCGGUCCGGAGCCAACGCUUCUCGAGCGUCCUAUCCCUCUUCUCGGACGGGCUCUGCAGUUGCACGAUCGACCGGUCGUGCACCUUUUGCGUCUACUCUUCGGCCAAAUCUCACCGGCGGCACUUUGUGUCGUUCCGCAGGUGGCUAUGGUCUCGGUGGUGGUCGUGUAGGGGGAGCAAGAUACUUCUCACAUUCGCCAGCUGCUCCCGCACAGGUGGUCAACAAUGUCUCGCAGGCCGUUCGAGCGUUUUGGCUGUCAGGCCAAAAAGCCCGAUUUGAUGGUACACACCCUCGCACAGGGGAGAAGCGCUUCCGUGCUAUGUCUAGCCUCCAAGAUGAAGCAAAGCAUAUGAUGGACUCGUCUCCCGUCAAUGCCCCAGGGUCGUUCCUCGACUUCAAGGUUUCCCCCACCAUCACCGCUGUCGGGCCCCUGAGCGGCGUUCCUCGCUCUGCCUGCGCCGAUUCCUGCGAUUAUGAGCUGCACCAUGAUACUCUAAACAAUACCACUUUGAUGUCCAAUCUCUCAGUCGACUUCGCUCGUGCUCUCAAAGACUUGGCCGCCAUAAUGAACGACCUCAAACACCUAGCAGUUCUGGGGGAUCUCCCAAUAUCCCUGGAAAACAAGUCGACUCUAAGAGUCCGCUUCCCAGGCUGUGAUGCAGACACCCUAGAGAAUCUGUGUCGUGAACUGAACAUCAAGCGUGGAAUUGUUGGUCAAGACGAGGAUUUCGACGCUCAUAACGGGACUGAUCUUGCUCUGCUCUUCCCCUUUGCACCAAGCAAGACCGCCAGUGAAGUCUGCAUCGAUUUCCACUACGACAGCAGGGCCACGAAGCGGAUCAAGCGAGACCGCAUUGAAUGGCACGAAAUGCUUUCCCCACCGCCACAGCCGUCAGCAGGCUUUUCGCACGUUUCCGCCACCAGCCAAUCAGCCGAUGCGUUUGAGAUGGUCGGUGAAGCCUUGGGGCAGAAUCCUUGGAUUUCGUCGCCGUCUGGAUAUUCCAGUAUCCACGAGAGUGAGUCGGCAGGGGAUGACGACGCCGCCCUGUAUUUUUUCCAGCCACGCAAUGUUCCUGUGCGGGCCAGUCAGAAAACCUCUGCUGCUGGGAAUGGUUAUGAAGGACUCGAGGGCAUCUAUAGAUUCAUUGAGGAAUGUGACCAGGCACAAUCUUAG